AUGAGCGACACUAUUUCGGAGUUCACGGACCUCGGGUCGGUCUACGGCGCCGCCGGGAAGGAGGCCGCGCAGGAGCGGUACCAGCUGUUGAACGAGUCGUUCGUGCGCAAGUUCGGGGCCGGCCCGGACGUCUUCGCGCGCAGCCCGGGCCGCGUCAACCUGAUCGGCGAGCACAUCGACUACGAAGGCUACGCCGUCCUCCCCAUGGCCAUCAAGCAGGACACGGUGUUCGCUAUCCGCAAGGGCGGCGACUGCCUGCACCUCGCGAACCUGGACGAGAAGUACGAGGACAACAAGUUCCCGACCGACCCCGCGCAGCCCGUCGACGUGGGCAAGCACACGUGGGGCAACUACUUCCUCGCCGCGUACAAGGGCGUGUACGCGCACCUCGAGGCCCGCGGCAUGCCCGUCCCGGAGCCCGUCGGGCUGCAGGUCAUGUGCCACGGCCAGGUCCCCACGGGCUCGGGCCUCUCGUCGUCCUCGGCCUUUGUGUGCGCGGCGUCCAUGGCCAUCCUCGGCGUGCACGGCAUCCAGCUCACGAAGCGCGAGGUCGCCGAGUUCACGUGCACCACGGAGCGCCUCGUCGGCACCGAGUCCGGCGGCAUGGACCAGGCCAUCUCCAUCAUGGGGCGCCCCGGGGUGGCCAUGAUGAUCGAAUUCAACCCCGUGCGCGGCACCGACUGCCCGCUCGGGGAGGGCGCGACCUUCGUCAUCGCCAACUCCCUCGCCGUCAGCGCCAAGGCCGAGACCGCGCCGUACAGGUACAACAUGCGCGUCGUCGAGUGCCGGCUGGCGACGGCGUGCCUGGCCAUCGCGCUCGGCGUGGCCCCGGCGGACGCGGUGAAGAUGAAGACGCUCGUCGAGCUCGAGCCCCUCGUGCAGGCGCAGCUCGACCAGCAGCCCGCGGGCGACGAGGCGAAGCUCGCUGUGCUCAAGGCGGCGGCGAAGAUGGCGGGCGAGAAGCUGCACGAGGCGCUCUACACGCAGCAGGAGGUGGAGGACAUCAUCGGGAUGAAGCUCGCGACGCUCUUCUCCGGGAACGACAACAGCCUGCGCGUCCUCCAGGCCGCGACCAACACCGGCGGGUUUGCCCUGCAGCAGCGCGCGCGCCACGUGUACGAGGAGGCCGCGCGCGUGCUGGAGUUCCGCGGGGUGUGCAAGACCCCGCGCGAGCCUGCCGCGGCGAUGGCGGAGCUCGGCGCGCUGAUGGACGCCUCGCAGACGUCGUGCCGCGACCUGUACCAGUGCUCGUGUCCGGAGCUGGACGAGCUGGUGGCGGUCUGCAAGGCGAACGGCGCGCUCGGGAGCCGGCUGACGGGCGCCGGGUGGGGCGGCUGCACGGUGUCGCUCGUGACGGACGCGCAGGUGGAGGACUUCAUCGCCGCGGUGGAAAAACAGUACUACGCCAAGCGCGUGGAGGCGGGCGUGGUCAAGGCCGAGGACCUGGGCAAGUGCGUGUUCGGCACCAAGCCCAGCCAGGGCGGCGCGAUCCUGCGCCUGCCGAAGUAG
This is a messenger RNA of Pedinophyceae sp. YPF-701, 1509 nucleotides long. The record is from the annotation of a GenBank genome assembly. Lineage: Eukaryota; Viridiplantae; Chlorophyta; Pedinophyceae.